This is a messenger RNA of Prorocentrum cordatum, 959 nucleotides long. Lineage: Eukaryota; Dinophyceae; Prorocentrales; Prorocentraceae. The record is from the annotation of a GenBank genome assembly.
AUGCCCCUCGCGCCCGCACAAGCCCGCGCACCCGUUCACGAUCUGGCAUUCUACUACCAUCUGCAACGCGCUUGCUACUGCUGGCCCAUCAAAGGUUAUCAACCUGGGUGGCGAACACAACUUUAAGACAUAACUCUCACAACUCCCAGUCCACAGGCACGAAUGCUUCAGGCUUUGUCCGCACCAUCUGCGGUUCUGCGCACAAUCUGCUCAUGCACAGGCGUGCAAGCUCUCGAGAGAAACUGUCUUCAGAACGGUGGCGCGCUCGUGCCAUGCCUGGCACCUCCAACCCACAAUUACACACAAGCCUCUACUGAACAGCAGCCGCCGUGCCCCCAGCGGCACAAUAACGAAUGCUGAAACAACUAGCACGCAAUCUCUUCGCGGCGAGCAGGCGAAAUGGCCGCCUCAGAUGCAUCCCCCGCGACGAUCGCCUCCCUCUGCCCGCCGCCAAGAGCUCGGCAUGCAACGCAAGGCAGGCAAGAUGCUCCUCUGGGAGGGCGCCCGCUUCUGCCCAGUCGCUCACGCGGCGCGCUUUGCGCGAACGGCGGCGGCCGAGCAGGCCAGCCGUGCGGUCAGCGCAGGAGGGAGGGAAUAGAGGGAGGGAAGGGUGUGGGAGGCUCCCCGAAGAAGGGGGAGAGAGGGUCCCGAGAGGCCGCCGUGCCUGCCGCCAGCCAGCUCGCGCCUACGCGCGGCUAUCCUGGCGCAUCAGACUCAGAAGAGGAGGAGGAGGAGGAGGAGGAGGAGGAGGAGGAGGAGGAGGAGUGGAACGGGAGGGGAGGGAGGAGGGAGGGAGAGGGCGGGCACCCACAGAAGACGGAAGAAGAAUGCAGCCAGUAAUUGGGCCAGUAACUAUGCGCACGGCUCCUUGGCUUCAAACCUUCAAAAGGAAGCCCACGCAAUGGCAUUCACAAAGUCGGCGGUUCAAAGACGGGGCCCUGAGGAAUGGGGCCUUAAGG